Molecule: messenger RNA, 3290 nt
Organism: Spodoptera exigua (beet armyworm)
Lineage: Eukaryota; Metazoa; Arthropoda; Insecta; Lepidoptera; Noctuidae
Source: the annotation of a GenBank genome assembly
GGCAAACCAACGAAUGUGCAACGUUGACAGAUGACAAAUCAUGACACAUUUACGUGACAGAUAGUGACAACACGUCGAAAAUGGCUGACUCUGGCCCGAGUAAAACCGAUAUUGAAGCAAUUUUCCAAAGAUUACGUUCGAUUCCUUCGAAUAAAGUAUGUUUCGACUGCAACGCAAAGAACCCUACGUGGUCGUCGGUGACGUACGGGGUGUUCAUCUGCCUCGACUGCUCGGCGGUGCACCGCAGCCUCGGCGUGCACCUCACGUUCGUGCGCUCUACGCAGCUCGACACAAACUGGACAUGGAAACAGCUCCGGAACAUGCAGCUUGGCGGGAAUGUGAAUGCAACCCAGUUUUUCCGCACACAUGGGCUCUCCACAGAAGACGCUCGGCAGAAGUACAGUUCUCGUGUGGCACAGAUGUACCGUGACAAACUGAGUGCCAUGUCUGAACAAGCUAUGAAGACAUAUGGUACCAAGCUGCACCUGGACCCCGCGCCGGCGGAGCCCAAGGAGAGCAAGGAGCCAGAGGUAGACUGGUUUGCAGAGCACGGCGAGAGUGCCACUCCCACUAACACUAGCGAGCUUGCCCCCACUGCACAGGUCGGUGCCGGCGUGGGCGGAGCCGGGGCCGCGCUGAGUUCCCAGGCGCGGCUGUGGGCGGCGCCGCAGGGCUCCACCGCGCAGCCCGCGCGCAAGGGGCCCGCUAAAAGGACCGGGUUGGGAGCGCGUAAAGGCGGGCUGGGCGCCACGAAGGUGGCGGCCAACUUCGAGGACAUCGAGCGGGAGGCCAUGAUGGCCGAGAAGCUGAAGGCGGAGGCGGCGGCGGGCGCGGGCGCGGGCGCGCUGGACAGCGCACUGGACAACGCACUGGACAGCGCGCAGCGCGACCUCGCCUCGCUGCGUCUGGCCUACCGCCCCAACUCCGAGCGCCUCGGCAUCGCCAGCGCCAGCGCCAGCGGGCCUACUCGCGCUGGAGUGUCGCACUCGGCCACGUCAGACAUGACGGUCAUAGAACAGGAGGACGCGCCCACUGCGCGUGCGCAGCUCGAUGACAUCGACGACUUCACUUCCUCCUUCACCAUGAUCAGAAACGAGCCCUACGGCAACAGUCGCAACUUGGACAAGCUAUUCGGUGACAGCGACCGCAAGUCUUCGUCGUACGACAACCUGGGCGGCGCCGGAGUCACGCGCAUCUCCCCCGAGCCUUCCAGGCCCGUGCACACCAUGUUCGGGGGCGCCGCCCCCUCCGACGGGGGCGCCGCGCCCGCCGCCGCGCCCUCUCGCAGCCGGGCACGCCGGGCGGAGCCCGAAGACGACUCCGCUGUCAAGAAGUUCGGCUCUGCCAAGGCCAUCAGCUCCGCUCAGUUCUUCGGAGAGCAGGAAGGGCGCUGGGAGCGCGACUCCAACCUGUCGCGGUUCCAGGGCAGCAACAGCAUCUCGUCCGCCGAGUACUUCGGGGGCGAGGCGGGGGGCGCGGGGGCGCGGGGCGCGCGCGCCUUCAGCGUGGGCGCGCCCGACCUGGACGACGUGCGCGAGUCCGUGCGCGCCGGCGUGACGCGCGUGGCGGGACGCCUGUCGUCGCUGGCCAACGGGGUGGUCUCCUCCAUACAGGAGCGCUACGGCUACUGAGCCUGCCGUACUCCGAGCGCCCCACGUGUUUCUGCUUCACUCUAACUUCCCCAUCACAUCAUAAUGAAAAGUUACGACAUGAUGUAUGUUUUCAUUUCAUGACAAUAAGUAGAAACAUUGUAUGCGAGUAUAAUAUAUAACAUAUUCCUCUCCUCGCCGUCACUAGCACCACUUUAUAUAAAUAUGUAUUAAGUCAAUCUUAAUCUUAGGCGGCGACAGCAAAUGUGACGUCGUAUCUGGGACUUUUAGCAACUUUCUAAUUUAGGUAAUUAAUUGUAUAAUUAUGCGCGUUUACUGUAAAUCCAAAGCUAAAUGCGUGCUUUAGUUAAUAAGUAUGGUGCGCACGAGGGGUGAGGGGAGUGUGGUUCAGUGUAAAUAUUGUAUGAUAUAGUAUGUAUGUAUGUAUGUAGCAGCGCCCCGAGCAUUCACCUGUCGCUGAGCUUGUUCCCAUUAGCCAUACAAGUGCCUGCAUCACUGGUACAUCAGCGCUCCGUACUGUACGCACGUCGCUCUGUAACCUUGUUCUUGCUGAAACAAAACCGUUUUCAUACACAACUUUGCAGGUUGAGUGUCCUCGAGGUAACUGUAUGUCUAUAACAUCUCAAUUGACCUGCUUCCAUUUCAAGACUGUAAAAAACCUUUUACUUAAUGUUUUUCUGUUUACAAACCAGAUUCAUGUGUAAAAAUUAUCAUGAGAUGAUAAACUAAAUUUAUUGAAAACAACGGCUCACUCCCGGUAAGUAAAAUAUAUGUUUCAAGUGAGGAGGCCGCCGUUAUUUUCAAUAAAAGUAAAGUCCUGUCUACAUAGUGCUUUAAAAUGAUUUUCUAAUCAAUUCAAAUAUUACUUUAGUGAUUAUACAGUUUCUUGAAGUAAAGCCCAGGUAGUAAGACCAUUGGUCCAAAGAGAAGCUAACUAAAAUUGUAACUUCUGACAUUUUCUUUACUAAAAUCAUAAAAGACUCCUUAUUUCAUAGACUUAAUAAUUAGUAUUGGGUGCCAGGGCACGCUCACGGCUCACUAAACUACAUCGAGUUUUGUACCAUAUAUAGCUGGCCUGUAGAUGCACAUACAUGUUACUCAAUUCCUGUCUCUAGCUAACCAUUUGAUUACAAUCUCGAAUAUUCCUAUAAAACGCAAUAUACAUUUCUUACACCGUUAAACGGGCUUGAUAGAAUUUGAAAGGUGAGUAGAUACAGUAAAGGGGUGGAUACAUAUUGGCAUAUUCCUCUAUUUUAUUUUUAUUCACAAUUCUUAGUCUACUCACGUCUCGCAUUGUGUUCUCAAAUCCGAGUCCCCGGCACUGCACACUACAGACUGGCCCCGCGCUAGUAUGGCUGCAUUCCAGAUAGAUCGUAUGCCGACUGGCGGACACUGCGCUGUACGGUGGUCGGUAUGCUACGACGGAGCAUUUAUCAUUUAUUUAUUAUAUGUAAAAUAAAUGACCAUAGAUAUUUUUAUUUUUAUAAUAAUUUGCUAAGUUGUUGUUGGGAGGACGUAGUAGAUUCUAUUGUUUCGUGUUACGUUCAGGUUUCUGUGGCCAAUGUAAGGAGACGCGCCGUACGCGAGGCCACUGCUCGUCCGCAUGUUCACUGAACAUUUGUAUAGUAAUAACAUUUUCAAUUUAGAUAAUAAUUAUUGAUAUAAAUAUACAUUAUAUUU